Molecule: messenger RNA, 4011 nt
Organism: Fundulus heteroclitus (mummichog)
Lineage: Eukaryota; Metazoa; Chordata; Actinopteri; Cyprinodontiformes; Fundulidae
Product: macoilin-1-like
Exons: 11
Coding region: 141-2156 (671 amino acids)
Biological process (GO): neuronal signal transduction
Cellular component (GO): rough endoplasmic reticulum membrane
Source: RefSeq, a predicted model, not a curated record
UUAUUUAUUUCUUUGUUUCACGAGCAUAAAAACAGCCACAAUGGUGGGUAAUUGGAACAAGUGGGGGCAUUAGGAUGAGCGGGUGACGUUUCCAGUCCCAGUUACCAGAGCUAUAUCAACAGAGAAUCAACAGGGGGAGGAUGAAGCGGCGCAAUGCGGACUGCAGCAAACUCCGACGGCCGAUAAAACGGAACCGAAUCACCGAGGGUAUAUAUAGCAGCACGUUCCUGUACCUGAAGUUCCUGGUGGUGUGGGUUUUAGUUCUGCUGGCCGACUUUGUGCUGGAGUUCAGGUUCGAGUACCUGUGGCCUUUCUGGCUUUUCAUCCGAAGUGUCUACGACUCCUUCAGAUAUCAGGGUCUGGCGUUCUCCGUUUUCUUCGUUUGUGUGGCGUUUACGUCGGACAUCAUAUGCCUCCUCUUCAUCCCCGUCCAGUGGUUGUUUUUUGCAGCCAGCACCUACGUAUGGGUCCAGUAUGUCUGGCACACAGAGAGAGGAGUCUGUCUGCCCACCGUUUCGCUGUGGAUCCUGUUUGUGUACAUCGAAGCUGCCAUACGGUUCAAAGAUCUGAAGAAUUUCCAUGUAGAUCUCUGUCGACCCUUUGCUGCUCACUGUAUCGGCUACCCGGUGGUGACCCUGGGCUUCGGCUUCAAGAGCUACGUGAGCUAUAAGAUGCGACUGAGGAAACAGAAAGAAGUGCAAAAAGAGAACGAGUUUUACAUGCAGCUCCUACAGCAGGCGUUACCGCCGGAGCAACAGAUGCUGCAGAGACAGGAGCGAGAAGCAGAAGAAGCUGCCUUAACCAAGGGAAUCUCUGAGGUAGAACCCACAGUCGUUUCCCAGAACGGAGCGCCACCUGGGAAGAAAAGCUCUUCGGUCACUUUGCCGGAGCUGGAGUAUCGUGAAAAGGGGAAGGACAGUACGGCAAAGGAGCGAGAGGGCAAAAAACAGAACACGGUGGGAAUCAAUAACAACAGUAUUAUACAUACACUGGACUCCAAGCUACAGGAGACAGAAUUUAUCGAGAACUACGUCGGGACAAAGAGACUGAACAACGACCUGGCAGGGGAGAACACGCUCGCCGACGGGAGCGCGCACACGGCUGCGAAAGAGGAAAUGGGGGGAACGGGAAAGAACUACAAAAAUGCCGGCGGGGGCACCAACUCGUCCCCACGCAACCACAGCUCCACAAACGGCAGUCUGCCGUCGGGCUCCUCGGCCAAUAAGAACGAGAAGAAGCAGAAGGGGUCGGGGAAGGGGCAGAAGGAUCCGGUGGAGAACUGUAUUCCUAACAACCAGCUGGGAAAGCCGGACACCCUGGUCCGGUUGGAGCAGGACGUGAAGCGCCUGAAGGCAGACCUGCAGGCCAACAGGCAGCUGGAGUCUGAGCUGCGCAGCCAGCUCUCCUCUCUGAGCAGCCAGGACCGCAGCCUGCGCUCCGAACUGGGCCUGCUGCGACAGGACAACGAGCUGCUGCAAAACAAGCUUCACAGUGCUGUCCAGGCCAAGCAGAAGGACAAGCAGACGAUAUCCCAGCUGGAGAAGAGGCUGAAGGCCGAGCAGGAGGCCCGAGCUCUGGCUGAAAAACAGCUGGCCGAGGAGAGAAAGAGGAAGAAGAUGGAGGAGGCCAGAGCUGUAGCUUUAGCUGCUGCUACCAGAGUGGAGUCCACUGAUUCUCUUCGAGGUCGUAUCAGAGAGCUGGAGACGGAGUGCAAGAAGCUCAGCAUGGACAUGAAGCUCAAGGAGGAGCAGAUAAGGGAUCUGGAGGGAAAGUGUCAGGAGCUGCGCAAGUAUAAAGAGAACGAGAAGGACACAGAGGUGCUGAUGUCGGCGCUGUCAGCCAUGCAGGAGAAGACCCAGCAUCUGGAGAACAGCCUCAGUGCUGAGACCAGGAUCAAACUGGACCUGUUCUCUGCACUGGGAGAUGCCAAGAGGCAGCUGGAGAUAGCACAAGGCCAGAUCCACCAGAGGGAGCAGGAGAUUGUGGAGCUGAAGCAGAAGAUAGCAGAGGUCAUGGCGGUGAUGCCCAGCCUGUCCUACUCUUCAGACGGCAGCAACCUGAGCCCAGUCACCCCGCACUACUCAUCCAAGUUCAUGGACAAUAGUCCCUCCUCCCUGGACCCCAACGCCUCAGUCUACCAGCCCCUGAAGAAGUGACUCUUUUCGUCCGACACGUCGUCUCCCUCUCCUUGUUUUACCGUCUCUUCUAGUUUGGGUUACUUUCAAGUUUACCAGCCUUUACCAGCCCCGUGACAAGAUUUUGCACUUAGCGCACACAGACACACGAAGCUCCUCCCAUUUUCUUCUAAAGGGGGUUUUCUCUACGUUGUUCAGAGGGGAGCGGUUUUAUUACGAGAACUCUUAUUUUGACGGGGCUGCGUACAAUUGGUCGGCCAGAUGUCUACAGACGAGCCAUCAUGCAUUGCUUUAUGUCAGUUCUCUUUCCAGCGUGACCACGUUUCUUCACACCCAAGUGUUUAAUUUAACGGAACGAAUUUCUAUUGGGUUUUAAUGAUGGUUUAAAGGGGACGGAGGGCACGUUUUCAGUUGGGUCGACCCGAGGCCGCCCCGUGAGAGGUACAUGAAUGUAAAACUGUUCAUGUUUGGAUAUAUCUGCGUUAACUUCGAUUGGUGAUUGUUUCGUAUUGUUCAGUUCGACAAUGUGCAUAUAUCUGAAACGGUGAUGUUGAAUUCUGUCGCUCGGAUCCGCCGUCUGCUCACACCCGAACGUUGGCGAAUCGGUGAGGCGGACGAAUUAGACGUAGCUUCGCCCGUCGGAAGACAGCUGCUCGAUUAGGCCCGGCACUGCCAAAAAACGUUACAUUAAGGUUCACCCGCCUCUCCACAAACGCUGUUCCCUCUUAUUUCCGGACCAAAUUGGGCUACACUAGGCCACGUCGCUCGCUGGAUUCAAUGAUGUCGAGGUAACUGCUCGUUACCAUGAUUUGCAGACUUAACAGUGCCUUGCAGAAACCACUUGCUUCGCAAUCGCGGGAUAUCAGAGCGUCUCUGUUCAAAGCCGCACUACUCUCAUCUCUCUGGCUCAAACAUGCCUAGUUUUUAUUUGAAUGGUUAAAAAAAAAAUAUUGCAGACCUUUUCAAGUCAGUAUUAAAAGGAAAAACAAACAAAAAAAACAACAAAAAGAAAAAUGGCAUUUUAAAUGUGACCAUUGCAGCUAGAUGACAGCCGUUCAGCAGACACAAAUGGAAGACAAACAAAAUGACACGGGAUGUGGUACAAGUCCAAACGCCAACCCAAGCUGAUUGUCUCUUAUCAUGCCCUCGAGCUGGCAUCUUGUUUACAACAAUGUACAUUGAACUUACUGGGGAAUGUUUCCUUUGCUUAUUUAACUUCCGUUCUUAAGUGCCAAGUGUUGAUGUUGGGUUCCCAUCCGUACUUUGAUUGAUGUAGCUAGCAUAAUGUUUGCAGCAGCGUGCUGUUCUUUUUAUGUCAUUAGAACAUAUUUGGAUGGUGUUGUGUUUACAUGGUUCUGGGCUGAUCACGGUGAUGCAGCGGAUGGUCAGUUGGACACAUUGUGUUGAUUCACAUUUUUUAUUUAUUACUUUUUUUUUUUUCUUUUUUUUUUUACAGAUUAUUUUUAAAAUGACAGGCACUUGCUUGAUAUUUCCCAUCUUAUGCGUUUUUAUUUCCCUGUAUUUUUUAUUUUUUUUGACCAGGAAGGAUUCUGUGAAUAUGUUUCAUAAAAGGGAAAAGGUUCCAACCUGAACCAUUUGACCAUCCUGUGUUGUCACUUCGCCUACCUUAAAAGGGAAAAAAAAAAAAAAAAAGUAUUGUUUGUGGAUCGCUCUUGCAUUGUAACUUAAGUUCUCAAGUUGCUUUUACAAGUUUGUGUAGAAGGAAGUGAAAAGGUUUAAAAAAAAAGUGCUUUGUUUUAUCUUUUUAUUGUUCUGCCAUGUUUUAUUUUAUUCACUCAAAGUGAUGGUGGCAGUGUCACACGGUUCACUUUGAGCCUCACCAUUAAAGAAAGUCUUGCUGGUGGCAUUGCAAGCC